This is a messenger RNA of Saccoglossus kowalevskii, 320 nucleotides long. RefSeq names its product transketolase-like. The record is from RefSeq and is a predicted model, not a curated record. Gene Ontology annotation, molecular function: thiamine pyrophosphate binding; transketolase activity. Lineage: Eukaryota; Metazoa; Hemichordata; Enteropneusta; Harrimaniidae.
UUACCAUGUCUAUUGUCUCAUGGGAGACGGUGAAAGUGCUGAAGGGUCUGUUUGGGAAGCCAUGAACUUUGCUAGUUUUUAUCAACUGGAUAAUUUGGUUGCAAUAUUUGAUGUGAAUCGGCUUGGCCAGAGUGAUCCAGCCUGUCUUGAGCAUGAUAUGGAAAGUUAUCGUAAACGUACUGAAGGUUUUGGGUGGAAUACUUACGUAGUUGAUGGUCAUGAUGUAGAAACUUUAUGCAAAGCAAUGCAUGAUGCAACAACAGUCAAGAACAAACCAACAUGCAUCUUGGCAAAGACAUUCAAAGGAAAGGGAAUUCCUG